Molecule: messenger RNA, 2701 nt
Organism: Corythoichthys intestinalis (scribbled pipefish)
Lineage: Eukaryota; Metazoa; Chordata; Actinopteri; Syngnathiformes; Syngnathidae
Gene: ankrd34bb
Product: ankyrin repeat domain 34Bb
Exons: 3
Coding region: 726-2363 (545 amino acids)
Molecular function (GO): protein binding
Source: RefSeq, a predicted model, not a curated record
ACCAGCUAUUUUUGAGAAAUCUGUUUGGUCUUAUUAAUGUCCCGUUAUGCUGUUAUAGCGUCCCUACCAAUGUUGAGACCAAACCUACGCCCUUGAUGAUACAUAAACCUUAUCGGGAUUCACGGAUAGAAAGACUUGUAGUUCUUAAAAGAUAAACGUUAUUAUGAGUUAAAAUAAUUUGCCCGACAUGGGAGCAUCAAAUUUGAUCAAUGCCGGUAUUAUUUUAGCCAAUCAGAUUUGAAUUGCCCAAAUUUCUGCCCUUCCUCAUGAUGUCAUCAGUACCCAUUUUCACAUGCACAUGCACUGAAGUCAAUAGCGUACCGCACGCAGGCUAUUUUUAGACCAUGACGUUGCAUCGUACAGCGGAAGUAGGACAUUACAUACACGGCCUCGCAUGCAAACCAUUAUAUUUCGGCCUUCUUUCUCCGGUGAUCUUUCAAAAACUGACAUGCUGAUUAUUCACUGCUACCAUGGAACUAGUAGAAACGACUCUAGACAUUACAACAAAUAAAAGAUGUUUUCUUCAUGCUCUCCCGGAACCAUAAAAUGUGAAGAAUGGAGCUACUAUGCCGCGGACGUCUAAAAGACCAGUUUAACGCCAGCAUAGUGAAGCCGUUCACAUUUCAUAUGCAGUAAACAUUUUGUUUGGGCCAAGAGGCAAUGUGCACCUAUGAAUGAGUGCCCUGUUUUCAGGAUGCUAAAUAUUAAUCUGAGGCAAAUAAACAAUGGAUGAAUCAAGAGAAGUACGAACAGAUGGCAAUUCUCUCCUGAAGGCUGUCUAUUUGAGUCGUCUACGUCUGACUCGGCUGCUUCUGGAGGGAGGGGCCUACGUAAAUGAGAGCAAUGAACACGGCGAGACGCCGUUAAUGGUGGCUUGCAAAACACGUCACUCGGAUACACAGAGUGUGGCCAAACACAAAAUGGUCCAGUAUCUCCUGGAAAACGGUGCUGAUCCAAACAUUCAAGACAAAAGUGGGAAAACUGCUUUGAUGCAUGCAUGCCUUGAACAGGAUGAAACUGAAAUCCUGUCCCUCCUGCUGACGAAUGGUGCCGAUCCAACGCUGGAGGACCACUCCGGUUCGUCGGCACUUGUUUACGCCGUUAAUUCAGGUAACAGGGACAUUCUCAAGAUCCUCCUAGAGGCUUGCAAAGCUAAGGGAAAGGAGGUCAUUAUCAUCACAUCCAACAAGCUACCAUGUGGCCAGCAGAGAACAAAGCAGUACCUAAAUGUCCCUCCACCCCAACAUCUAGAGGAACAUCCGUAUUGUACACAAACCUGCUCGUCUCCUUUUGAGACCCAGCAACAGGGUUCCUCGGCAAGUGCUUCUCCACAGCCUGGCAGUCCUCUAUUUAGCCUUAGAAAUACCAAGGGUCCUGGCGUAUCGGUUAGCCUUGAUAGAUCUAGACCAGAUUCUCCAGUUAAACAUCCUAGUCCGUUACGCAUUCCUAGUGUGGAUAAGAGGCUAACUCUGCAGCGACUACACUCUCAGCAAUGGACCAAAAGUCCAACCCCACUUCUUCAGAAGAGCCAGACCUCCCUGUUGACAGAAGAGCAAGUAGAAUCACCAUCAGAGGAGAUCUCAUCGUUCAGAAGCCUUAAUUUCCAUAGUCGGGCUCCAGCUUUUUUGCGCCACCAUAGCAUGGACAUAAAAGAUGGGCUCCUGAAAGCACUGGACAACAUAUCAGGGGGCCACAGUGGAAGAUGCUUUGCCCGAAAGAUGUCAUAUGAUAGCGCUGCAAGUGCACAGUAUUCCACAUCUAACCCAAACUUACAUCAAGAAAACAAUCUCCCAUUUCCUCUUGAAACCAUUCCUGCCGAUGGCGAUGCAUCUGACAGACAGUUAAACAUUUCCAGUCUGCAAAACGUUAUCCAUCGACGCAACAUUGGCGUUGAUCAUUACAGUUCAGACUCUCACUUGCCGCAAUUUGGUGGUAAAGACUCAAACUGUCUGAAAAAAGGAUUGGACAGGUCCAAACUGAUGAACAGCAGAUCCUCUACUCUGUCAGGCUCCAGAGAGUCUCUGGGUAGUUUUUCCCAGAGACGAGGUGCUGUUGGAUUAGAACGAAGAGGCUCAGGGGCCCUCCUCCAGGAUCACAUCUCCUCUACUCGGCCCGGAUAUCUCCCCUCUCUCAACCCGCAUGCUCCCAUUCCAGAUAUUGGGGCCAACUCUGUCUCUCUGUGUCCCAGUGGAAAAACACUCAAUGUAGUUUUUAAAGGCUCUAAACCUAUUCUGCCCUGUGUACAGAUUUUCCCAAGAGAUAUGAACACCAGUAAAAUGCUGUGGAGGCGUCACUCCAUGCAGAGUGAACAGAUUAAGCAGCUGUCUGACUUUGAGGAAAAGUUGACUUUUAAUGAAUUUUAACUUUUUGCUUAUUGCUUGAUUUUCUCCCAUUCUUACCGGUUGCAGGAGCAAAACUCAAUCGGAAACUGAAAAAUGCUCUGUUUUCUUGUUACAUACUGUACAUCUAAAUAAUCCCCAUACUUGAACCCUAUCAAGUAUGAUGAUCUCAAUGGGUCACUAAUUUGAUGCAGUUUUGGCAAGUGUAUUUUCAGUUCGCUUUAUUGUUUCUACUCACAAAAAAAACAAAAACCCUACAACAACUAGAAGAGCACUCAGACAGCAGAUAAUUUCGAAGCAUCGCCAUGUUUAGAAGGGUGGGAAAAAGGACUUUGACUUUUUAUGACUUUUGACCUUAUGCC